AUGAAAUUCAGCAAUUACCAUGGCAGCAGCCUAGGCUGGCGAGAACCGUCGCCAGAGCACACGCGCGGGCGCCGCCGCGCAGCCCCCGGUCCACGUAGCCGCAGCGCGGCUCUGCGACCGGCAGCGCGGCGCGUUGAGCGAAUUUCACGGGACGGACGGCAACACCUCCCCCUUAUCGUCCGCAGCACACCCUUGUGUGCUCCCCGCGCGCCUCGCGUUCCCUGCGCCGCCGCCCCUCGACCGCCUCGCGCGCCUUGCGCUCGUCGUGCUGCUUGCGCUGCUGCUGUGCCCGCCGUGCCGGGGUUCCCCGACGCCGCCAGCAGCCCCCCCCGCGGCGGCGGCGCCGCUAGCCCCACCCGUGGCGGCGCCGCCAACAGUUUCCCCCGCGGCGCCCACCCCGCAAAAAACCGCCGCCACUCAAGGUGUGAUGAGAGGAGGUGGGUGGGGGAGAGACAAGAGGAGAGCGGAGGUUGUGAGAGAAAUGCUGCUGUAGAGGUCCUGCGGCCCGGGGGAACGUUGGUGCUGCGCCUGGCAGUUACCAGUCGGCGGUUAGGCGGCCGAGUAUGGCAGAUGGGCGGCAGCGGCCGUCAGUGGCAGAGCGGGAUAUGGGUGGGAAAUGGGAGGGGAAUGGGGGGGGAGGAGAGGAGAGUGGGGGGGAGUGGGAGGAGAAUUAGGGGAAUGGAGGGGAAUGGGGAAGAAUGGGGGGGAAUGGAGGGGAAUGGGUGGAAUGGGAGGAGAAUGGGGGGGAAUAGGAGGGGAAUGGGGGGGAAUGAGAGACAUCUCUCAUACCUGCCUUCUCCCGCCUUGUCCUGCAACCCCAUAGACACUGAUCUCUCCAUCCCUCCUACGCCCUCACCCGUCCCCCCUCCCUCCUACGCCCUCACCCGUCCCCCCUCCCUCCUACGCCCUCACCCGUCCCCCCUCCCUCCUACGCCCUCGCCCGUCCCCCUUCCCUCCUACGCCCUCACCCGUCCCCUCUCCCUCCUACGCCCUCGCCUGUCCCCCCUCCACCCGCCCCACCCAGUGGUGGCGCGUCUGGUGCAGCACAGGCAGCUGGCGAGGCAUGGGCACUGUCA
This is a messenger RNA of Closterium sp. Naga37s-1, 1076 nucleotides long. The record is from the annotation of a GenBank genome assembly. NCBI's taxonomy places the organism in Eukaryota, Viridiplantae, Streptophyta, Zygnematophyceae, Desmidiales, Closteriaceae.